Molecule: messenger RNA, 1263 nt
Organism: Choloepus didactylus (southern two-toed sloth)
Lineage: Eukaryota; Metazoa; Chordata; Mammalia; Pilosa; Megalonychidae
Product: basic salivary proline-rich protein 2-like
Exons: 3
Coding region: 1-1263 (420 amino acids)
Source: RefSeq, a predicted model, not a curated record
AUGGAGACCCCAUCCCGGCCCUCUGCAUUCCCCAGCAACUCAGGCGUGAUUCGGCCUCACCUGCUCUGGCCGCCGCCUGCUGUCCCAUUCUCAGGCGCCCCACGCAAGAACCAGAUUGCAGCGCGGCUCUUUGGAAAGGUCAAAGGUGUACCCCCCCCCCCCUCGGCCCAACAGAACAACGUGCUGUCACGCAGCGCGCGGAGCCAGGCGACACGGCCGGGGGCCAGGCUGAGCCCCCCACCCGGCCCGGAACCCGGGGGGCCCGCGGAGCCAGGGCGCGCACGCCGCACUCUCCUGGGGUCCCGGGCUCCCCACGCUUCAGGAGAGCGCGCGAUGGGGCCCGAAAAAGUGCAGCGGGUACCCCCAAGGCUGCUGUCUGGGGGCACGACCCCCAUCCGCCCCGACGGUAACCCCAAAUCUCGAGAUUCGGGGUGCCUCUUCCUCCGCCUUCCCAGGCGAGACGCGCACGGACCUCACCAGCCCCACCGUUGCGAGGGUCCCGCAGGACGUGAUGUCCCCGGCGGUGGGAGCCACCGGGGCUCCGACCCACCUCCCCGCACCUCCGCGGCCCCGCAACCCGGGUCCCGGCCGCCGCGCAGUCUCGCCGCCCCCAGCGCCCCUCCCCGGCCCUGCGCGUCCUCAGCGCGGCGAGCAGGUGACAGAGCCCCGCGCCCCCCAGCGCCCACGGACGCCCACCCCGGGCGACCCCCGCGUCUCGGGUCGCGGCCCCUUACCUCGAGUGGGCCGGGGCGGCCCCCGCGGGGCCGGGCGAGGAAUGGGCCGGGGAGACCGCGCCUCCCGCCCGCCGCCGCCGCCGCCGCCGCCGCCACUGGGAGCCGAGGCGGCGAGCGGGCGCGGCGAGCUCCUCCCGGGCGGCGGCAGGAGGCGCUGCUCUCGCGGCCGCCGCCGCCGCCGCGGGUCUCCAAGCUGCGCGGCCGCCGCUCCGGGGCCGCUGGCGUGCGGGUCCCUCGGCUCCUGCGGGAGGCCGGCUGCUCGCGCGGCAAACUCUGGGCGCACGCAGAGCCGGCGGGGAGCGCCGCCGCCUCUUCCUCCUCCCCCGGGACCCCUGACUUCCCCGUGCGGCGCAGACCCUCGCGCGCCCCGAGGCCGCCGCCGCCUCUGCCGCCUAGGAAGGCCCUGCGGCGGGGUCGGGCCUGGGGUCGGGGCUGGGGGUGGGGUGGGGGUGCAGGUGUCGUGCUUCGAAGAGACCCGGUGAAGAGGGGAGGCAAGGAGAUGCGGGGGCGGCCAGCCAAGGUCCCGUGA